AUGAUUCAUUUCACACCUACAUCACGCUCUACCCACGUCUCUCCUCUUCUCCUUCUUUCCUUUCUCCUCUUCUCCUCAACUCUUCUUCUCUACUCGAACACACAUUCUCUUUUCACCUCCCCUCAUCCUUCACUUUCACCUCUUUCUAUUCAUUCCAUUCCAUUUUACCUCUCAUUCACACUCCAUUUUCUUUUUCUAUACACUUCUUUCCUUCUACUCAACUACUCAUCACAUCUUUCACCUAUCUCUUUCCACUUCACUCUUUUCAUCAUUCCAUUCACCCCUACUCUACUUCUUCACUCACUCCCUUUUCCUACUUCUUUCUCCUUUUUCUCUCCUACUCUUUUCAUCUUUUCUACCAGACAUUUCAUACUUCUUUCAUCUUUUCACUCAACCAUUCCCUUCACAUUCUCUUUUUCCCAUCCACUCCACAUUCUUUCAUCUUUUCAACUUUACAUCUUCACUUUUCCUCAUUUCUACCACUUCUCAUCACUUCUUCUUUCUACUCCAUCUUUCAUCACCGCGAUCUACUCAACUACUCAUCCUCAUUCCCUUUUCCAUUCCUCUUCUCCUACUCCACUACCCACUUCCUACUCCACUACCCACUUCCUACUCCCUCACUCCCUCACUCCCUCACUCCCUCACUCCCUCACUCCCUCACUCCCUCACUCCCUCACUCCCUCACUUCCUUUCCCUUUCCUUUCCUUUUCUCUACUCUACUCCACUACUAACUCAUCCAUUUCUCUCUACUUUCAUUCUCUUUUACAGCUCCAAAACUCUAACAUCCAACUCAUCUUUUCACAUACUCCGCUUUUCUACUCCAUCACUUCUUUCAACUUUCUCUUUCCCAUACCCGACAUUUACUUUUUUCUAAACUUCACCCUUUCCCUUCUCCCUUUCUUUUCAACUCUACUUCACUACCCCUACACUUCCGAACUUCCCAACUUCCUCAUUUCUCUUCACUCUCACUCUCAUCCCAUCUUCCUUACACUUUCUCUUUUACUUCCCCGUCUUUUCACUUCAACUCACCAACUCUCAACAACUCAUCUUCACAUUCCCUUUCUUUCGCUUACUAUACUUCAUCAUUUACUCUCACAUUCUUUUCCCCUUCUACAUCCACUUUACAUCACACCUACUCACUUCUUUACUCCUUCACUUUCCCUUUUCUGA
Molecule: messenger RNA, 1170 nt
Organism: Zygotorulaspora mrakii
Lineage: Eukaryota; Fungi; Ascomycota; Saccharomycetes; Saccharomycetales; Saccharomycetaceae
Exons: 1
Coding region: 1-1170 (389 amino acids)
Source: RefSeq, a predicted model, not a curated record